Humulus lupulus (European hop) is the source of this 672-nucleotide messenger RNA. RefSeq lists its product as uncharacterized. The record is from RefSeq and is a predicted model, not a curated record. NCBI's taxonomy places the organism in Eukaryota, Viridiplantae, Streptophyta, Magnoliopsida, Rosales, Cannabaceae. The transcript has 2 exons. The coding region runs from base 1 to 672 and encodes 223 amino acids.
AUGUCCUAUGCCCAAGAUUCGAAGAAUCUUCAACUUAAGCUAACUGACGAGUUCAAGGCUGCAAAGGCAAAGAUGGAGGCUGAAGCCGAGCAGAUGAAGGGUAGGAUAGCCGAGCUCGAGAAGGUGAACGCCAGGCUCAAGGAGCUUGAGAAGAUCAAUGCCAAGCUUGAGGAGGAGAAAACGACCACCUUUGAGAUAAUGGAGGGCAUUUCUGAUGAUGAUCUUCUUUUGUACAUCUAUGGUGGUUUGAGUAAUGAAUUUGAUUAUGUUAUUAUCAUUCUAACCUCUCGUAAUGACACUGUUACUCUUACUGAAGCUCAGUAUGUGUUACAAAGUCAAGAACUUCAAAUGGAGCAACAACUUGCUCACUCUACUAUUGACCUUACAAUGCCUCUGCUAAUGUUGUUAACAAAAGUUUUGGUGAAAACUCUCGUAGUACUAGCACUUUUUCGAGGCCACAACAUCAGAUUCAAUGGUCACUAUGGCAGGACCAAUGGAGUUCGUGGUCCACGUGAUGGAUAUGGUGGUCACAACAACAGAGGGAGAGGCACUCCUGGCAGUGGACAUGGUUUUAGCCCAGUUUGCCAAAUCUGUGGACGUGUCGGCCAUCUUGCUUUUCAUUGUUAUUCUUACUUUGAUCCAAAUGUGUCUUUCACUGCUCAAAAUGACUAG